AUGUCACGAUUCCAGGCGCCCUCGAACGAAGACCGCGAUGACGUUUUCUCUGAAGAGGAGACACGAUUGGAGAAGCCGAUCGCCCCUCAAGCAGAGCCCAGGGAGCUCAAAUUGGUGUAUAGGAAUAUAAUAGUGCUUCUUUACUACCACAUGGCCGGAAUAUACGGCCUAUACCUUGGACUGACCGCAGCUAAAUGGGCCACAGUAAUUUCAGCAUUCAUUACUUACUGCAUUAGUGGUAUUGGAGUGACAGCAGGAAGUCACCGACUCUGGUCCCACAAGUCGUAUAAAGCAACAAAACCACUGCAGCUAUUCCUGAUGCUGUGUCAGUCGGUGUCCAACCAACAUUCGGUGGCGUAUUGGGUCAUGGUCCAUAGACUACACCAUAAAUAUAGCGAUACCGACGCUGAUCCGCACAACGCGACCCGUGGGUUCUUUUACUCCCACAUGGGAUGGCUGAUGGUGAGGAAGCACCCUGAAAUAGAAAAAAGGGGGAAACUGCUGGAUUUGUCCGAUAUUUAUGGAAAUCCCUACCUCAAAUUCCAGGACACGCAUUACUAUUGGUUCCUUCCGCUAAUAUCGUUCUUAUUGCCAACGAUCAUUCCUAUGUACUUCUGGGGGGAGAGCUGCAGCGUCGCGUGGAACGUCAACAUGUGCAGAUACGUCAUGAACCUUAACGCCAUUUUUCUGGUGAACAGCGUGGCCCAUAUAUGGGGAUACAAGCCUUACGACAAGAACAUUGCCCCUUCACAGAACCUUUCGGUGUCUGUGUUGAGCCUGGGCGAGGGCUUUCACAACUACCACCAUGUCUUCCCUUGGGACUAUAAGUGCGAUGAAUUGAGCUCGUUCAGGACCAACCCUACCACUGUAUUUAUAGAGCUGUGCGCGAAAUUGGGGCUGGCGUAUGAUCUGAGGAGCGCUUCGGAUGACUUGAUCGAGGGUAGAGCCAAGCGGACCGGCGAUGGAAGUUAUCUGACCCUAAAAAAAAGCAGAUAGACAAGCGUUUUUAAUCUCACACGAUAU
Molecule: messenger RNA, 1023 nt
Organism: Bombyx mandarina (wild silkworm)
Lineage: Eukaryota; Metazoa; Arthropoda; Insecta; Lepidoptera; Bombycidae
Product: acyl-CoA Delta(11) desaturase-like
Source: RefSeq, a predicted model, not a curated record